This is a messenger RNA of Leishmania mexicana MHOM/GT/2001/U1103, 669 nucleotides long. RefSeq lists its product as hypothetical. Bases 1 to 669 code for a protein of 222 amino acids. Lineage: Eukaryota; Euglenozoa; Kinetoplastea; Trypanosomatida; Trypanosomatidae. The transcript has a single exon. The record is from RefSeq and is a predicted model, not a curated record.
AUGAACCCAGACGAGAGGGAGGCACAAGAAAGAACGCUAGCUAAGCUGCAAUGGUUGAAUGAGCGAAGCAAGCUCGACUUCCGUGGGAAUCCGGCCCCGUUCGAGACAAAGAAGACGCUGAGGUCCGUAGAGCAAGCGAAGCGGGCGAGGGUGCGUUCACUCGCAGGGACGUCGGACUUUCUCCCCUUCUGGCACGGGACAGCCCCGCUGGCAUUGGAUGCGACCCGUAGCAACUACAUUCAGGUUGACCAAGGCUCAAAGCCAUCCUGCAGGAGGUCGGGCAGAGCCUCCUACGGCGCGCAAGCCGUCGACCCUUCUACAGGUCUCACAGAGGUGCAACUUGCGCUGAGCUGGAGUGUUCCGCAUCCUGCGGUUUCGAAGCCACGCAGCCCUGUAGGAAUGUCCACAGAUGGUGCACAAGCAAGAGUGCAAUGUGACUCUUUGUAUCUGCAAAGCUUGUCACCCGAGGAGCGGGCGACUGCGUGUCGCGCGUACUUGCUAGAGCACCCCAAGUGCACCACUGAGAGCUUCCGGGCCCAUCGGUCGAGAUGGGCGGCCUCUACUCAGCUCAGCGCCCCAAUCGUGAAGCCUCCGCCGAAACGGCCGCAGAACGCCGCGCUUCAGCGGCCAAACUCAGUGCGCGUUGUACACCUGCUUCACUCUUUGUGA